This is a messenger RNA of Schizosaccharomyces octosporus yFS286, 3150 nucleotides long. Its product is annotated as cytokinesis protein Cyk3. The transcript has 2 exons. The coding region runs from base 372 to 2945 and encodes 857 amino acids. Lineage: Eukaryota; Fungi; Ascomycota; Schizosaccharomycetes; Schizosaccharomycetales; Schizosaccharomycetaceae. The record is from RefSeq and is a predicted model, not a curated record. Gene Ontology annotation, molecular function: protein binding.
UAAAUAUUCCACAGCUAAUAUUCAGUUUAUAUACAGCAAUUUACUCGAAUUUCUUUUUAAGAGACUUUUUAGUUCACCAAUACGUUCAGAUCAACCCCUGUAUAAUUUAUGGUUCCAGCUUUUAUGAAAAUACAAUAACCAAACCAGCCUCCUUUUUUUUUGAUUUAUGUUUGAUAUAUGUAACAAAAAGCAAGUCCAUAAGUUACGCAUUCUUUCCCACAAAAAAUAUUAAAAAUCUUCAAGCUCGCUACUAGAAGUAUAUUUAAACUUAAUCCUACCAUAAUAGUACCUUUGGAAAUUGGUGCUUCCGCAAGCUAUCUACAUAUACCCAACCCAAGUCAAACUGGAAGCGUUUUUUUAGUUCAAAAGGGAUGUCUGUUCCUAAGCAACUUCCCUGUAUGGUUCGUGCUCUUUAUGCAUGGCCUGGGGAACGCGAAGGAGAUUUAUCAUUUGGAAAAGGAGAAUUAAUUGAAUGCCAAAGCCUUGGUGAUGGAAAAUGGUGGAUUGGAAGGCACAUUAAUACAAAUACCCAAGGAAUUUUUCCUAGCAAUUUCGUACAAGUCCUUAAUAUAUCCACAUCAAGACCCAAUAGCUCUAUUUCAAGAAGAAGUAGUUUAAGUUCUCGUUUAUCAGCGGAAAGUCCGGGUUCUCCUCUUACCUCUUCUGGACCUGAACUUCCGGGCAAGAAUCUGAGAGGGACUAGUCCAUUAUUUUUUCAGAAACAAAAGAAAUUUGACCCAAGUCCGAAAAAAGAAGAAAAUGGCUCUUUCUUAAAGACGUUGUCUCGACCAUCUUCUGUAUUCUCAAGGAGAAGCCGAACCAGCUCAGUACAUAGUCGCGAAUCAAAACGGUCUGGGAACGCAAAAGGUAGUGCUCGGACAAGUCCUUCUCCUAUUCGGAGUGCCAUGGAAAACGUACUCGAGUCGUUGAAUGCAAUGGGAGGUAAAAGUACCAUUCGUUCUUCAACCCCUGUGUCCGGUCACAUGCCCGCUAAUGCUAAUCAAGACAUCAAUCCAAAGCUUAACUUAUCACCAUUACCUUCAGCACCUGGAAAGGCAAAGUAUUUACAGCCUCCGGCCUCAACCAUUUCCGAUAAAAAACAGACAGACAGUUGGGGACCCCAAACAUCAUCGUUAAGCAAUCGUGGUCCUCUCCACCGAAAAUUCCAGAGUACCCCUACGCCAAUAGCGAGACCCAUCUCUACGCUUAUCCCUUUUGGUAGUACUCAAACGAAUUCCCAACUUACGAAUCCUCACUCGGAUAUGCAACGUCCUUCCACCGCUCAAUCUUUCAACAAGAAAAGUUCUGGGUUCUUAAAGAAGACGUUUAAAAAGAUCUUAAGUCGAAGUUCAUCUACUAAACGAGUUCCAUUUGACUCUUAUCCGUCUCAGUCCAGCGUGGCCAGCUCGACCGCUUCUCCGCAAUCUGUUCAUCAGAGAACUGUUCGUCCCGCAUCUCCGCAGACGAUGGCCUUGGUCAAAGAAGAUUUACGUCGAACGGCAACAUACACCGAGUUGGAUCUUAAUAAAAAACGACAAGAGACUUUUGAUAAUCUUUCGAUGCCUGUUUAUAAGCCACUGGAAGAGCUUCAUAACACCCUUGGAAACGUAUUGGCUGAUGGUGAGCCCGUUGACUUCUCAGUUGGAAUGGAUGUACAUAAAAUAAAUUUUGGCGCAGUUGAUAAAAAGACGCGUUUCUUCAUUUCUCAAAAGAUAGACCUAGACCCCAGAGAUUUCGUAAAACAUUAUUUAGCUAAAGGGGCCGAAUCCCCUUUACAGCAACUAAGAGCUGUUUAUAUUUAUGUCUCGGAACACGUGUCAUACACUGAUCACUCUGCGAAUGGAAAAUCGUUCCGCUCACCUCUUGAGGUUUUCCUUUCUGGAAGAGGAACUCCUUUUGAAGUAGCCUUGUUAGUAAAGGAAAUGCUGCAAGGCUUGGAUAUAUGGUGUGAGGUCAUUGAAGGAUAUCUUAAAUCACCAGACGACAUUUACUAUACUAGAGAUAUUAAAGUGAACCAUGCUUGGAAUGUCGUUACGCUCAAUGAUGAAGUCCGCCUUCUGGAUGCUAGCUUUGCAAGCCCCACGCACCCACAGCAGGUGUUAAAAUCCUCGGUUGCUAAUAAUUUCUAUUUUUUGAUGAAACCCAACGAAUGCCUAUAUACGCAUAUUCCUGAGAAUCCGGAUCAGCAGUUUAUAAUGCCGGAUUUGCCAAUGCCAAUUGUUAUGGCUUUACCAUGGGUUUCGUCUGUAUAUUUUGACACAGGUUUACGUCUUCGCAAUUACGAAUCUAGUAUUCUUCAUCUUUCUGACUACCAAUUCUUGCAGAUCGAUGUAGAGGCUCCAAAGGAAAUUGAAUGUGUCGCUGAAGUUGACAAUUUUAGUUCACCACCCUCUCCACCAGAUUUUUCUAAAUCCCAGAAGCAUGUUUUGGUCCAAACUUACAGGGAAAAGAAGAACCUUCGAGUGGUUAGAAUUAAAGCCAUGAUGCCUUUAAAUAGUAAAUUUGCUGUACUACGAAUAUACGCCGGCCGUAGUGGAGUCGCUAGCCCAGCGAAGACAAUACCCCAUCCAAUGGCUGUAUCCAUUCCUUUCGCUCAUCAUGGAAAGCAUAAACCAUUUGAGUUCCUAAGUCGAUAUCCUAUACCCCAGUGCCCGAAUGUUGAUUUAUAUAUAUCUUCUCCUCAGUGCGGUAUAUUACGCGCUGGAGUCAAGUAUGACUUCGCUGUUACUGCUUACUCUUCUAGCGAAACAGAAGCCCUUACAACUAAGUUAGCUAUUCAGACACCGACAGGCAACAUUUUACGCUUACAUGAAGAAUUUUCCAAUGGUCGCAUCACUCGGUCCGUUCUUUCAUCAGCCAUUAAUGAGACUGGAGAAUAUCGUGCUUUAAUACUAGCUGAAAAGAUUGGAAGAUGGGUAGUUUAUGCUACAUGGAAAGGAGUUUAACUAACUUAAGUUUUUGAUUAUUAACAACUAAUUCUCUUCUUUUUAUCCCUUCUCUAUCGUCAUGAGGAAUUUUCCGUUGUCUUCACUCUUUACUUUACUUUUUGAACUAAUGUAUUUAUCUAAUUUAGUCUAUGCUUCCUUUUUGAUCCCCUAUUGAAUAUUUUAUGUUUUCUUAAUAGUACUUACAGUUUUGCAUUGUUAAACA